ACAGCACAGCAGACUCCGAGAAUAAACAAUUCACACAGACCGACUACACGCUGCCGCCGCCGCUGCUGCUGCUGCUCACCUAAACCCGAGCUCCUAAAAGACGAGGCGUCUAUUAUUUUUGUUGUUGUUGUUUUCGGACUAACACAUCGAUUCGUAUGUAUGUUUUUUUUUCCUCCAAGUAUCGUUGUCAAAGGCUGCGUCGCCGCUUCUGUUUUGCUGCCUGAGGUGUCAAGACUAGAUGCGACCGUUUUCAAUGGAUUUGCCUGUCGAAUAAUAACGAUGCGUCUCUCCGGCUGACUGUGGGGUGGACAACGCAGAUCCAGUUCAAGGGCGCCUGCAGGCGAGGCAGCUCUCGCUCUUGCCGUGCCAACACUGCUGCUCAAGGUCAUAUGAGCCAGCACUGUGACAUUAAAGAGGAACAGGAAAAGGGGAACUGUGCAGGAGGGGGAGCAGAAAAGCCAUCAACCACAGACAUGCACACAAACACAGAAUGGAGUUGUAAGGAGAAAGGAAAAAAGGUCCCCCAUGUGAGAGCCGCAAAGCUGAAAGGCGCCAUUGACAGUACCACAUCCAGGCCUAAGGAGAGAUAUCCCAAACAUCCACAGCCACGGAAUGUGUCAACAUCUUUGUGGUGAAAUCCCGCUGACUCCUCACUUGCUACUCACAUAAGCCUGGAGCUGGGUCUUCUGGGAUUCUACAGUGUUUAAAAGGCAUACAACAAUGCCUGGGAGGCCCCCCUGCCCCAUUUUGCCUCCAAAUAUGACUACUGUUUUUGCACAGUGCUAACUGUGGUCACUACGGAGAGGGAUCACCUUCUGGCCAGUGAUUCUUUCAGCAGUGUGCAUACUGUUCAAUUCCUUGCCUUCUUUUUGUCAUUUAACAAGUACAUACCACUGUCUACCAGAUGACCUAGUGGACAUUUGUUUCCCAGUAGCUGUGCUGAACCACAUCAGAGGAUCUUAGUAUUGAACAUGACUCAUGGGGAGGAGCCUGGCCCUGAGACACACAAGGAUUCAGCUGUUCUAACUUAUCUGGAAGGUUUACUAAUGCAUCCAGUGGUGGCCGGGCCUGGGGCCACGGCAAGUGGGAGGUCAGAGGCUUCCCACAGUAAUCAGGAUCAAGGUGACAAAGUGGGCAGGCCCUACCAGCUGCCCAACCAUGGCCCGACAGCUCCCAAGACUGGAACCAAUGGUCCCACACUAGGCUCUACACAGCACCUGAAAAAGGCCCGUCUACUGCGCUCUGGAGCUUGGAAUGAUACAGGAAACCAGCGAACGAGUUCAUCCCCAAUGGAACUGAAUGGCCAAGGGGGUGGCCUGCAAAAUGGAGCACUAGAGGGGUCUCCUCAUGCAGGUGAAAGCACCCUGUUGGCUUCACUGCUUCAGUCGUUCAGCUCACGUCUUCAGAGUGUGGCAAUGUCUCAGCACCCUAAUAAGCCCCCCAGCGAGUGUUCCUCUCCACCAAAGGCACCACCUGCAGACAAAGACCCACCCCCUGUGUAUGGGACAGCCUCAAGUCGCUUGAAGGGCCUAGUGAGAAAGGGCAAACUUCAGAAUCACAGCAACACACCUUACAGUCGACGGGGACACAAUCAGGAGAGACCCCCAGAAUCACCUCGGUCAGCACACAGUGCCACGCCUCCUGCAUCGACGGCUACUGAUUCAGUGUCUUGUGCGGAGCGUCUGAAGGCGGUGGCUAACAUGGUGAAAAUCCGUUCCAGUCCCGCACCAUCACCCAAGCCCAGUGUAGCCUGCAGUCAACUGGCUUUGCUGCUUUCUAGUGAAGCACAUCUUCAGCAGUACUCCAGAGAGCAUGCGCUCAAAGCUCAACUCUCAGGAAGGUCUGCCAGUGAAAGAUUAGCUGCCAUGGCAAACCAGCAGCAUGGCCAGGACAAAAGACCAUCAAGUGUGGGAGGGACUCUGCCUGGAGCUGUAGACGCCAUCAGCUCCUUAACUACUCAAAACGGAAUGACGGCAACAAACACAAUAACAACAACACUCUCUCGAACACCCUUGUCAAGUCCACAGAGCCCCUCUUUGCUACGUGGCCAUAGCCAAAGCUCCCCGGCCACUCCCCCAAAUGCUCCAAACAUCACACACAGCCAACCACCUAGGGAGAAGCGAGGGUUUGACUCACGUCCAACCCGUCCCCCCCAAACAUGCAGCAGCUUGCUCCUCCUGUUACUAAACAACCAUAACAACCAGAAGCAGCUGACAAAAAAUGGGCACCUGGAAGAUAGCUGUGGCCUUUUGCCACCAAGCAGAUCCUCUUCAGUCACAUCAGACAGUGAGUGCUCUACGCAGGAGAGGAGCCUGACCAAGGACAGUAGUGAUGCAGAGAGUUCCUACUCAAGUUGCUCCCCGAUCGACCUGUCCAUGAGAAACCGGGCCAACACACAAGACACAGGGCCCAAAUGUAAUAUUCCCUCCUUCUCCUCCUCCUCUUCCACCUCUACCCUCUCUUCUUCCACGACAGUGUUUUCCUCCACCCCAGUUUCGUUCUCUCCUCAAGCUUCAACUCAUGCCUCCACCUCAACUUUCUCACCAUCUCCUACCGUUAUCUCUUCUGUUUCCAAUGCUACCUUCUCAUCUUCCUCUAUCUCUACCUCCUCCCUAGACAAACUAACAGAAACGUUACUAAACAAGUGGAAGCCAGAGGCAUCAGGAUCAACUUUGACCAGAAACAAGGAGUCUGAAAUGAGCCCAGACCCAAAAUCCCACCCUAAGGUCACACUUAUGCAGCUGCUUCUUGAGCGCAGAAAUAAUGAGAUGACUAACAAAGGUGUGAGUAACCAGGAUUCACCAGUCGAUAUAACUAUGGCCACCAUGUCUCGAAGCCAAUCAAAGGGACAAGUGUCUUGGGAGGAGACCAGGACAAGAAGCCCGACAGAUAGACCUGCAGCCCCAGCCCAGCCUCUCUACUCAGUUAACCGCGACCCUGGUGGUGCACUAUCCCCAUACUCCUAUCCCUCCCCUCAUGUCCAGUCCAGUCCAUUGGACCUGUGUAAAUCUAAAACCUUCCCUGCUGAGAAGGCCUCUGAGCCUGCCUUCAGUGCCAGUAAACUGUUGCAGAAUUUGGCUCAGUGUGGCACAGCUUCUUCUUCCCCACCCAUUCCCUCCAGCAAAGUACUGGGCCAGGAACCUGAUGCCAGCAGGCCCCUUGCUCUAUUGGAAAGGCUCAAUACUCCAAUCCACAGGACCUCCACCACUCCACUCUCUGACAGACCCUCAGGCAGUGGCACGCCUUUCAGUCAAAAGGAAGCCUCUCCUCCUUCUCAGAUUGAGAAUCUUCUGGAGAGGCGCACUGUGCUGCAACUCCUUCUUGGAACAGGCUCAGCUAGUGCAACGAGCAACCGCAAAGAUAGGCCCAGUGGAAGGAGGAGUGUGGAGGUGACAGGGGGAUGCUAUGAGAAGGGCGCUGGUGCCUCCUUCAUCUGUGACACCUCCAACGGACCCCCUUUGGAUGUAAAGGUCAAAACAGAGAUCACAGAGGGGGUGGGACCAUCCUCUGCCAUGUCUGAGGACUUGAGUGGCAGAAAGAGACCUAGUGGCUAUGAGAAGAAUAGUCCCCUCUCUGAUUUUCAGCAGGACUUUAAAACAGAACCCCGGCCAGCAGAGGUCAUUGCAAAAUAUGGCCUCCUGAGCCAGCUGCUUAAACAAAAGACUGCUACCUACUAUACCAAUGUUGCUAUGCAGACUGAGUCUCAGCCCAGACAGGUUAAAGAGGAACAGAAGGAGUAUCCAAGCCCCAGUCCUAAGAAGAGACGCCUCUGCUCUGAUCGGACUGAUAGUUUGACUAAUACCAGCUGUCCAGGAGCAGUAGACAGUGUUGAUACAAACAUUUUUGCUUCCUCUGCUGACCCUGACCAGCAGAGGAGUCUGAAGGAAGAGGAGGCUCCAGCCAGGAGCCCUCCAAGUGAAACCCUUGCCAGAGAGAGCCGGGGCUUCAAUGUGCUAAAACAGCUGCUUCUCUCUGACAACUGCCUGAAGGAGCUGUCCCAGCACCCCCGGGGGGGCCCCAGCCCUUCCAGCCUACAGGCCAAUGGCAAGGCCAAUGGCAGAAUUCUCAGUCAGCCUGCCCAUAAUCACAGCUUUGUCCACGUACCUGGAUGGAACCCCCAUGGCUCCCUCAACUCAGGGCUUCAGAGCAAUCUAAGACCACUGCCCACGCCCCCUGCAGGUGACAGCCCUAUCUGCACACCAUGGAGCCGCCACCCAGCGCCAUGGCCUGUCGCUCAAAAACGAGACCCUCCGACUCUCGUCAAGCAGGAGCCCGAGAGCCCUGUGCGAUGGGGUAGUAAGGAGGAAGAGGAGGAGGAGGGUUGUGACUCGAACUUGGACUCCCCUCGGCUGUCACGUUCCAACCCCAUCCUGUAUUACAUGUUGCAGAAGGGCAGUAUUCAGCUGAGGAAAGAGAUGCGAGAGCAGACAGAAGGGACACAGUCUGUGGUCAAGGUAAAAGAGGAGCCAAUCAGUGACAUGCAUGCCUAUGAACACAGUCUCAGCUCCACCCCACAAUUACCCACCCACAAUGACAAGCACAGCCACGAGAGCCAAGAGCUGAGCUAAUCAUUUGAGAACUUGUAUCAACUACAGAAAAAUAACAAGUGGAAAACAAAUUGACUCUUUUUUUCUUUUCUUCUUCUUCUUCUUUUUUUUGGUUUUUAAAUAAACUUGCCAAAUUGGUUUUAUGAGACAUAUAACAAAGAAUGCAAAACUCAAAAACAGGUCUGUCUUAGCGAAAUGUUUAAUUGAUACGACAUAAACUACACAUCUGUCUCAAGUUUUAACCUUUACCGUCGGUUAUUAUCAUGCACUACAUUUUGUCCCAUACAAAGUCCUCCGUUGCAGUUUGCCCUGGUUUUAUACUGAAAUGCACACAUAUCACUAUCUACGUCUUCUUUGUAGCCUGCCCUUAAACAUUCAGAGAGAACAUUUCGUUUAUAAUGAACGACUCCAAAAAUGUUUGCGCUCACUUCAGUGGACAUUUAGUAUUUAUUUUCUCCAUCAGAACAUUUUUUUAGAAAGACAAAGUCUCAUUAAUUUUAGAUAAGAUUUCAAACAGUGUCACUCUAGAGCAGUCUAUUACAAGAAUGUACACAACACAUUAAUUCAGGGGAGGAAGUUGAAAAUAUCCGCACUGGUAAAGCUUCAGUGAAGAUCCGACCAUGACAAAUGCUUUGUCUUGCUCUCUCUAAAGAUUCAUGGUGUGGUGAGAUAACCAAUGAAGUGAUAAUACAUCAGCGGAGGUUUGAAUGGUCACAGCUCACCGUGUUUUAUUUUGUUUGUUUUUUUUGCUUUUAAUUGCAAUGAAUUGAACUUCUAAGGCCGAUAUUCAACAGUGCAAAUUCAGGGUAAUGAUGUUUGUGCAGUUCUGAGCAGAUGGGUCAACAGAGCAUGUGUGGAGCUUACAGUUGAGCAACUGCGUGUAAACAGGUUUCUGGAGCAACAGUUAAAAGGUUGCAGUGUCUGAGAAACUUAUCUCACCAUCCUAAACCCACACCACUGUUUUUUUGUUUUUGUUUUUUUCAUGCACACAAAAACUUUUGAGUGUGAAGCACAUUGGCUUUUUCUUUCUAUUUCACCCAGAGUUUGCACUUUUGAAGCCGAGUUCUGUCCGUUUUUUCAGAAUAAUUUUAUGGCAUGUAAUUAAGAAAUGUCAGUGUUGUUAUCUGUUGAGAAUUUGACAGUUGGUGAUUUUAGUUUUUUCUUCUCUUGUUUUUUUUUUUUUCAUCAUUUCUUAACUGUUGUGGUUUAUGGACAUCUUUUAUUUCUGUGGCCCUCUCUCUCUCUCUGUCUCUUAAACUCAUAAAAUGUCAAAAGAAUUGCAUGAUAAUGAAGAGAAGACCACAGGUACAUCUUCUGUUUUUACAUAGCGGCUGGAUAUGUGUACCCGCCCUGAAACAAUCACCGAGACAUGUUGGUGUCUUGAGGGACAUCUGGUAUCUAGCUCCUUAUUUUCUGAUUGUACUGUAUUUUGUUUUUUUUUUUGUUUUCCACACACACACACUGCUUUAUCCAUUUUAGUCUUGUGAUCUUUUUAAUACAUAUACCUAUGAAGUGUGUCUCUUCGAUUAUUAUAAUACAUUUUCACAACGGUUAAAUAUAUUUGUGUAAAUAGUACUUUCAGUAUGAAAGAUGACUAUUUUGUAAUGUUUAAGAAAAGAUAUGACCCUAGUUUUUAAUGCCCUGACAUGUAAAUAUGAAUUAUAUGCGUACAAGUGUACAUACAAAGGCAGAGGAUGUUAUGCCCAUCUUUUUUUCGGUUGGUUUGUUCUUUGCAUGUGUCUCUAUGUGGUAAAUGAUAAUCUAUCCUGCGCUGUGUUGUGUAAUAAUGUCUGACUCCUCACUGCUGCCUGUUGCAUGCAGACGCAUGGGAACUACCUGUGUAUCCCUACUGGUGAUGGGGGGAAAUGUCAAGUCUUAAAAUAGGUCUUUCUUUCUUUCUUUUUUUUUUUUUUAUCACAGAGAGCGGUUCAUUUAGAAUAUGAUCAGUCUCUAAAUAACCACAGGCUGUCGAGCAAGUUGAUAGAAAUGUGUGAAAAAUAAAUGUGCAUUGAAUAUUUUGUGAUUUUUUUUUUUUUUUCUGUUACUGGUUAACAAAGCUCCGUGAAGGAGCUCGAGUUGGGGGGCGGGCGGGGGCGGAGGGAUGGGGUGGGGAUUGACGUACAAUCAUAGAUCUGCAUUGUGCAUCUAAGAAAUACAUUUGUAGCAGCGAAUAUAUUAAAAAAAAAAAGAUGUUUCAUGAAGACCUGAAGCAUUUCAUUUUUUUUUUAUGUUUUCAUUUUUGGUGUUCAUUUGCACUGAUAUCUCAAAAAUAAAGUACUAAAAUGCA
Solea senegalensis (Senegalese sole) is the source of this 6834-nucleotide messenger RNA. RefSeq names its product nuclear receptor interacting protein 1b (gene nrip1b). The record is from RefSeq and is a predicted model, not a curated record. The coding region runs from base 972 to 4568 and encodes 1198 amino acids. The transcript is spliced from 3 exons. Gene Ontology annotation, molecular function: signaling receptor binding; transcription coregulator activity. Gene Ontology annotation, biological process: regulation of transcription by RNA polymerase II. Lineage: Eukaryota; Metazoa; Chordata; Actinopteri; Pleuronectiformes; Soleidae. Gene Ontology annotation, cellular component: nucleus.